Eurytemora carolleeae is the source of this 1611-nucleotide messenger RNA. RefSeq names its product globin CTT-VIIB-5/CTT-VIIB-9. The record is from RefSeq and is a predicted model, not a curated record. Bases 51 to 728 code for a protein of 225 amino acids. The transcript is spliced from 8 exons. Gene Ontology annotation, molecular function: oxygen binding; heme binding. NCBI's taxonomy places the organism in Eukaryota, Metazoa, Arthropoda, Copepoda, Calanoida, Temoridae.
UUGUUUAGAAAACACUCCCUUUAAUAUUGUUUAUUCAGAAAAGAAAAGAAAUGUCUCUGGAAGAAAUCAUCUACAACAAUGCCUAUCUUACGGAUGAAGAAAUAGUCAGCAUAAAGGAAACCUGGAAUACAGCUAUCGGAGGAAAAACUUCGGAACAUGGGAUGGACAUUUUCAUCAGAUUUUUCGCAAGUUAUCCCGACAUCAAAAACCAGUUCUUUCCUUUCCUCCUGGGGAUGGGGGAAGCUGAAAUGAGACAAAGUCCACGACUAAAGGCGCAUGUUUCUGGAGUCAUUCUGGGUAUAUCACAGCUAGUUAAUGGAAUACAAGAAGAGCAAGUUCUGAACCAGGUGGCGCUCAAGUUUGCGAGUUCCCAUUACACACGUGGUGUUCAGCACCAUAAUGUGCGUCAGCUGACUCAUAUCCUCAUCGACCAUAUACAGAAGAACACAAACUCAUCCGAGAACAUUGUCCUCGCAUACAGAAGAAUGUUCGAGCAUUUUCUGAAAGUUGUUGAGAAGAAACACAAUGAAAUGGAAAUAGUUAAUAAAAGGAAGGAGUAUCUAAAAACUAUGAAGAAGAACAUGAAACUAAUGAUGGUUGCAAUUAUUGUGCUUGCAAUAGAAAAACUGGCGGAUUUCCUCACAGCAGUUUUUUCAAAAAAAGAAAUUGCUAGGUGUGAAUGCGUGAGCCCAAGCUACAAACUAAAUCACAGCCUUACUGCUGAUUAACAGAGAAAUAGCUGAUUUAACGAAUUCAAGCUGAUCAUCACAAAUAUACACGACUGAUUUGUAUAAUACAUCGGUUAAUCAGUUUAGGUCUACGAAGAUAAGAAUUGGUUUCUACAUUCUACACAUUGGCUGAUUAAUACCAUUGUGGGCAUCGGCCGGUUUUCUAAAUCUAAUUCUAAUUGGAUGAAUAGAAUAGAUCAACUUGCAAUGGCUGAAUUAUAGCUUUGUAUAAAGCGGCUGAUUAGCAUAAAUCUACACACAAUAGCUGAUUGAAUUAAAUGUACAAAUUGGCUGAUAAGCAUAUGAUCUACAUAGCUAUGUUUAAAGAGGCUUAUUAGAAUAGAUCUUCAUGAUUUCUAUCAAAGUGAUUAGUAUAGAUCUGCACAGUGCACAACACACAUUGACCAUCUUAAAUCAAAGUAUACAAACAUAUCAGCUGAUUCAUAUCAAUGUAUGAAUUGGCUUAUAAGCAUAUGAUCCUCAUGCACACACAUUGGCUGAUUAUAAAUGAUCUACACACAUUGGCUGAUUAUAAAUGAUCUACACACAUUGGCUGAUUCAUAACAAUGUUUACAUUGGCUGAUAAGCAUAUAAUACUCACACAUUAACUGAUUAGAAAUGAUCUUCACACAUUGACUGAUUCAUAUCAACGUUAAAAAUUUGCUGAAUAGCAUGAGAAUUCGGGGGGUACAUAAUUUCAUUUCUGAUUCCAAAUUGGAUAGUGGUUAAACGUUAUACAUUUAUGGGGGCAUGAAAAUACACUUUCUGUACUGUUUCAUUGUGAACUUUAGAACGUUUUUUGGUGCGUUUUCUACACUUCAGCUCGUAUACUGUUUUUGGAGUGUAAAAAGAUGUAAAUAUAAGUAAUUGCAUAGAGAAAGGA